GUAUCAGAACAAACGGCGCUAAUUACACUUGGUUCCAUCUUUAAUUUCUCUUUGAUAGCUUCCAGCGGUGGGUACCAGUACGACUCUAAAGCAUUUCUGUUUUCACUGGUGAACAAACCAGGAUGGGCACCUGUUAAAUUGCCUCAGACAGGGAAAUAUAGUUCAAGAAGACGUUCAAUAUACUGUGGCUCAUCGUAUGGACCUACAUUCGGAGCAGGACAUGACAUUCACAUUUCCAACUACGCGUCAUCCAAUAGCAUUUCUUACAGCAACCUUGGCCAUACUUACAGCCCACCGAGCGGGUACAGCUACGGCAGCAACUUCGCCCAAACAUUCUUGGCAGAAACAAACUUCUACUUCACACCAGACGAAGUAGAAACUUUUUACGAAACAAACUAG
Molecule: messenger RNA, 399 nt
Organism: Porites evermanni
Lineage: Eukaryota; Metazoa; Cnidaria; Anthozoa; Scleractinia; Poritidae
Source: the annotation of a GenBank genome assembly